UCUGGUUCAUGCUUAGAACAAACUGGAAAAUGACGAACAUCACCGUUUCAUAACACUAUAUUUUGUGAAUGUGUGGGGCAGUUGGACACAUUUCAUGCGUGGAAAGAAAACACGUUUUAAACGUUUAAAUCAAAAUAAGAAAUUGUUACACGUGUAGUGGAAUGAAUGCAUUAAAUGCCAAGCCCUUAUGAGCUUUGAGCAAAAAAUAGACGAUCUAAAAUGUGUAUUGCUUUAUGCACGCGUUAGAACAGGUUAGAACGCAGCUCCCGCAUACUGUGUCUUUGUGUGUGGUUUAUGUCCCUUCCCGUGACCCGUACUGGCUGUAUCUCGAUUUGAGUCCCGCAGUGUAUCAGAAGAUGGCGGAAGCUCCCCCACGGCCCUGCCGGUUUUUCUGUCACCGAUGCUCGGAAGAGAUUAGUCCACGUCUCCCGGAAUACACCUGUCCACGAUGUGAAUCAGGUUUCAUUGAGGAAUUACCUGAGGAGACGAGUGCUGAGAAUGGUUCCUCCUCCUCCACAGCCUCUAGCAGUGAGCAGAAUCGUCCCACGUUUGAGAAUGUGGACCAGCACUUGUUUACGUUUCCACACGGCUACGGUCAGUUUGCGUUGGGCAUCUUCGACGAUGGCUUCAGCCUCACACCAGGUCUGCAACCGCCGGAGGACAACCGCGACGCUGAGAACCGCCGUGAAAGGGAGAUGGCGUCAAGGCAACGUUACGGCGCCCGGCAACCACGCGGGCGACACGUUCCACGAAGACAGGGGUCACGGGGGCACGAGGGUGUGCCCACUCUAGAGGGAAUCAUACAGCAAUUAGUGAAUGGAAUCAUCGCGCCAACUGCUAUGCCUAAUAUGGGCAUGGGACCAUGGGGCAUGCUUCAUUCCAACCCAAUGGACUACGCAUGGGGUGCCAAUGGACUAGAUGCCAUCAUCACACAAGUGAGUCCUCAGGCUUAUAGGCUAAUACUUGAAAACACGGGGCCUCCGCCAGCUGACAGGGAGAAGAUCAAGAGCCUCCCCACAAUCCAGAUCACACAGGAACACGUGGGUGCUGGACUGGAGUGUCCGGUAUGUAAAGAGGACUACGGCCAAGGAGAGAACGUCAGGCAGCUCCCCUGCAAUCACCUCUUCCACAACGACUGCAUAGUACCCUGGCUUGAACAGCAUGACACGUGUCCAGUAUGCAGGAAGAGCCUGAGCGGUCAGAACACAGCCACGGAUCCUCCUGGGUUAUCUGGAAUGAACUUCACCCCUUCGUCGUCCUCCUCCUCCUCUUCCAGCUCCCCCAGCAAUGAGAAUGCCACAAACAACUCCUAAAACAGGACAGACACACACACACACACACACACACACACACACACACACACACACACACACACACACACACACACACACACACACACACAA
Molecule: messenger RNA, 1403 nt
Organism: Alosa alosa (allis shad)
Lineage: Eukaryota; Metazoa; Chordata; Actinopteri; Clupeiformes; Clupeidae
Gene: rnf126
Product: ring finger protein 126
Exons: 9
Coding region: 234-1313 (359 amino acids)
Biological process (GO): protein ubiquitination
Cellular component (GO): cytoplasm
Molecular function (GO): ubiquitin protein ligase activity
Source: RefSeq, a predicted model, not a curated record